CUCAACCAGUAAGCAAAAAAAUUGACCGAUGUCCCAAAACUCAUACAGAGUCCGGCUAGUUGUAUCGGAAAUACUGAAGGAUUGGUAAGAUCAUCUGUCAUUGCAAUGGCCAUCGCGCCGAAAUAUCCGAAAAUGAUUGAGAUAGUGAUUACAAAUAGCGAACGAUAAACGUUCUUCAUGCUUUCGGUACCACCUCCAUAAAUGCACCCUGGCAGAAGUUGCACAGUUAUAUACAUUUUGGUAUAAUACUUGGUCAGAACAUUGUAAGAAGUUGUCAGCGAUAGAAGUCUGUCUAUAGCCAAGUUGAGAAGGAGCAUGAAUGAAAAAGACUGGCCAAAGGUAGGAACUAUAUGAAGAUAAACGCAAAUAUCUUGCGGGAUGUGAUGGUCAUCAUACAUGUUGUACGUAGCAGCACUUAUGAAGAAAGAAAACAUAAACAUAACGUCUCCCAGAGCGACUGAUGCAAUAAAAAUGUUGCAGGGAUUCCGUAACUUCCUGAAGAAGAAUAUUCAGAGUAGAUUUUUACGCCUCAUUCUUUGA
Messenger RNA from Haemonchus placei, 540 nucleotides. The record is from the annotation of a GenBank genome assembly. NCBI's taxonomy places the organism in Eukaryota, Metazoa, Nematoda, Chromadorea, Rhabditida, Trichostrongylidae.